This is a messenger RNA of Gamsiella multidivaricata, 8863 nucleotides long. RefSeq lists its product as uncharacterized. Lineage: Eukaryota; Fungi; Mortierellomycota; Mortierellomycetes; Mortierellales; Mortierellaceae. The transcript has 9 exons. Bases 206 to 8863 code for a protein of 2885 amino acids. The record is from RefSeq and is a predicted model, not a curated record. Gene Ontology annotation, cellular component: Cul8-RING ubiquitin ligase complex; nucleus. Gene Ontology annotation, biological process: double-strand break repair via homologous recombination; replication fork processing.
CUUUUUCAGGACACAUUCCGUUCAUGACCUCCGUAGACCUCUACUCCCUUACUCUACCUCAAGGAUAGCAGCAGCAAUACCGAGCGGCACUACGCACACCCACACCUUGUUAUACCAGUGCGAUUCCAGAACAUUGAGUCCUGGCGAGAUCAACCAAGGCACUGUCUGAGGCAGAACGUGUGCAGCCUGCCCCAACUCAGACCCGAUGCCAAAACGAAGCGCAAAACAACACUCUGAACAGGUGCUUCAGGAACAGCACUCGACCAUCAGCUCCCCUCCUAAUCCUUCAAAAGGAGAAGUCCCGCAAUCCCCGCCAACACCCCCAAAUGACUUCAUACCCAUCAGUAACUCAAGUUGGGACACGGCGUCAGCAUCUGAAAUUCAACGGGGAUCGUCCCUUGCACCGUCCACAACCAUACCGCCUCGGUCAAAAAUUCUUGUCCCGGACUCAGGAGACGAAGCCGAGUAUGAUGUUGUCAAUGCUAGGAGGAAGAACUGCGGCUCAGAUGAAGGGCCACUGGAGUUGACCUGUGUCAAACCUUAUACCGCUAUCCCACGACCUAUUGCUUCUCAUACUGAACUGGCAGGCCAGGGCAAGAACGAGUCCAGAUCAUCAAACUUGUUCGUGCAGGAUGUACCCGACUCUGAGGACGAAGGAUUGAACUUGCAGGUUACAGAUGAGCCAGUAUUAGAGCAUCCGGAGAAUGGGGGCCAUGACGGGUCUACUCAAAGUAUCGACAUCUUGAUCGACGAAAACAUGGGGAUCUUUGAGCCGCGUCAAUCCAGUACCAGCUUUGUGGACCGCGUCGACCAUUCUACAGGCCACAAUGAAUCGUCAACCUUGGCAGAACUGCCGGUGAAUUAUCAGAGCCAAGUGUAUCAACCGGUUAUCCGCUCCUAUCCGCUCAGAGAACGCACAUUCCAACAGCGUAUGCCCUACACCGCCGACAAGCAGCUGCAUGCUAGACUUAUCGGAAGCCGAGGCAGCGGUUCUUCUCGACAUUCCCUUGCACGGGACCUUUCGCGGGAGGAUCUCGCUCUGCUGGAUCAGCAGGACGACGAAGAAGACCCAGACUAUGAGGACCGUGGUGCGCGAGAUGUGCACGCAGUAGACGGUAUCGAUGACCCAGAUGUGCUUGAUGGUCCCCUGAGGUCAAUGCAGCGUCCGCACUUGAAAAAGAUAAAGGAUAAAAGAACUAUGGCAAAUAUGGAUUUUUUCCUUCAGGAUUUGGAUGAUGACGACCUUCCAACGAUUGAGGAGUUGCGCCGCCGAUACCUAACGCCUACACACUUAGAUGCUCGCAAAUCAGCAACCAAGGACGUUAAUGACUCCCUUCUCCGCGUCAAACUGCCUCCGGCACUGAGUGCACGGGCGAAACAAAAACUCGAACGACUGGCAUUACAGCCCCUGGAGCCUCUGGAUCCUGUCGAUGCAGAACCAGCGAUUCCCUACCAGAUGAGAUUUUUUUCGGCAACUCCACAUCAUUCGACCGAUGAAGAAAACGAGGCUGGCAUGCCGUCACCAGACGGAUCUAUGUCAGGAACACCAUCUAGGACUGACGUGGCCAACAUCUUGCAAGUCGACAUGGCCCACGACUCCUUCAGCGAUAGCGAUAGCGAACCCCUGCCAUCGAUCAAGAAAACCAAAAAAAUUCGACAGCACGUUCUGCCCAUGGCGUUCUUCAAGAGGAAUUUAUUACCAGAUGAUGCUGCGGCAUUGAGAUCGAUGCGCUCAAAGCAGGCGUGCACACGGGCGUCCGCUGUGGAAACUAGAGCCGAGCCGGAACAAAUACAGUUUGCACACCAUGCCAAAAGACGGAUCGCAUCAUCAGGUCAAGAUCGUGGUGGUGCACUGAACGACUUUAUCGCCCAGUUGGCACAGGAUAAGAGCGAGACUGAGGACGAAUCAUUUCGGGAUCUUUCUCCGGGCAGUCCUGAUUUUGAUAGCGAUUCUCAUGGCGACAUGUGGAGGUCCCAUCCUAGCUUGAAGGACAUUGUACCGUCCAAGAGUCGCUCAUUGUCGUCUGAGCCCUAUAACCAUGAAUAUCAAAAGUCAUUGUCCCUAAAAGAUGCGGGUUCAUCGGAUUCUGAGCGGCAAACUUCACCAAAGAGGCAGGAUCCAACAGAUGAUCGGAGUAGAUCGACUAGGGAGUCACAGGCAUUCCAGAAUCCGUCGAGUAAAGGUCGCCCAGCAUUUCGUGCCGAACGACUGGACAUGAUCGACAGAAUGAUUGUCAGGGGUCCUCAUAGGUCAUCGAAGCCCAAGCAGUCGUCUUCCUCGAUUACAUACUCGAGGAAGCGACGUCGAGUAAGUCGGAAUUUGCCGUCAACAAAAAUUCGUCGAUCUGCGAAUGGCCACAUUAGAAAUACUCCACGUUCAUACAGCCAUCUCAGCGAGUACUCUUCGGCAGACGCACAGGAAGUGGGCUCCGGAUCCGAUUCAGCUGUUUCGGACGACUUUCAGGACAGCGCCGUCAAUUCUCAACCAAGGAAACGCGCUGGAAAUGACAUUCGUGGAUAUUACAGGCACCAGAACCGUCCUCUACACGAGAGGCACAAUUCCGAUACAGAUCAGGACUUUUUUGGGGACGGUUAUGCGUUCCAUGACCAAGAAUACCAAGACAGUGCAGGCUAUAUCGAACACUCCCUCAACCAAUACGAUACUACCACACCUACACAUCCACCAAGACGACUGUGCCGUCCCAAAGUCAUCCCUAAGCUGCGGGUAUUCAAACCGAUGCGCCCCCAACAGCCACACACGCGGUCAAAGCCAAACCGGGCAACUCAGAGCAGACCAAAGGUGCUGCGCCAGCGAACGAUAUACUCUCAUCUAUCAAGCUGGCACCCACAACAACCGGCGCCAAGCCGACCACAAUUUGUCAACAAACCUUUUUUCGAGGCUUCACCGAGGAAAACAAGGCCUCACCGGGAUCGCGAUCAUAGUCAACAUCCAGGAGCUGGCAAGGCAACACGCCAGGAAAAUACCGGAGACAUGGAAGGUGACGUUCCAGUAGAUGACUACAUAAUGCCGGAUCAACCGUGGAGCAACGAGGAUGGUCCUGGAUUCGAACAGACACCUUUGCCAGAGAGUCUUCCAAUACCACUACCAGCCCUCAAACCUUGGAAUCCAAACUAUAUGGCGACCGAGUUUCGUGACACAAUCUACACAGGCGCUCGGAACCAACUUUUCUCGGACAAAAUUAUCACGAACGGACUCUACUUUCCGCGCGACACCUAUAUCGGCAGAGGCAUGCUUUCACAGCUGCUGCGGACCAUGUCACUUCAACCCAAGGAGGGUUUUUUAACUCCUAGCAACACGGCCCGCGCCACCUUCUUUGGUCAACCAUUUGUGACUAAUUGGGAGGAAAUGUCGAGUAUCGAGCGUGAUCUGGAUUCAGUUGUUCUUGAUUUCAACAGGCGAUUUCAAUCGAUCCAUGAGUCUUUCCGAGUUCAAGAUGUCAGCAACCUCCGCAAUGAACUUAUUGCAUCAAGCGAGCUUUCUGCCUGUUUACUAGCACUUGAGAACAUGACUGUACUCUUGAUGGAGCGCCUAGCGGUCUCGUCGCCUGCUGAGCGCAUUUCGUUCUUGAGUAUUUUCAAGUUCAAAGUCAUUGAUGCACUGGCGUCGCUUCUUGAGACGAUGCACAUCAAGUCUCACCACCCACAAAUGUCUACCUUCCUGCUUUGGGCAAGAUGGGCGUUGGUGACAUGGUAUAUUCUCGCGAGCUACGAGUUACAUGAUGGACAGGACUCGGUCAACAGCACUGCCAGUUCUCUUUUGCACCAGUUACUUAGCACAGGUAGCUCUGGACUCUGGACGCAGCUUACAGCAUCGUUGAACCGACUUCAGGCAUCGCCCGGCGUGAUCCAUGGCCAGGACGUACUAGAGAUCUGGGUAUGUCUUAUCCAAGUGCUCAGCCGAUAUGGAGAAUUGCAUGGCUCCUCGGGGGGCUUUUGGUCGUUGUUCAAUAAGAGCGUUCGGGAUAUAUGGCUGAAGGAUGAAGGCUCAGUUGAGAAGGACGGGACAAUAGUCGAAGUUACUUCGUGGCAAGAUCGGGGCAACAACGUCAUGGGACUGCUGCAGGAUGUUUGCAGGCUUCACCAGUUUGAGAGAGACGGAAGCUCCAAUGCUACAAUUCGUACAACCGAGAACUGGGAGCUGAUCAUAUUUUUGCUUCAGAAAGGCUGGUUGGAGCAUAUGCCUGCUGAAAGUACAGAGACGGAGCGUGAUUUGCGAAGGUUGCUUCAAUUCUGCCACUCUCGAAUCAAUACAUGGGGUUGGACCCCUUGCGCGGAUAUCGUCGUGUUUGUCUAUCGGUACUUUGCUGGCAGAGGCUUUCGGGAUAUGCCGACGGAGCAUGGCUAUCGUUUGCCAGAGUUUUUGAAGCAGAUGAUCACAGCAACGACCCUGGAUCGUAGGGGGGCCGAGGUACAGGAAAUGGAUGAUCCACAAGUAGGUCAGCCAGCCGAGUCCGGCCCCAAUAUGGCGUUCGUAGAGACAAUGGACGAGUAUGAUAGAUGCUUUGAGGUAUUCCUGAAAAUCUUGGCAAAGACGAUCCAUUGGCAGAUCAAAUCCAUUUACGCAGACGGAGAGUUUACAGAUACGCUACAGACAUCAAGUGCAAGUGCAGCCUUCCAGACAAAUGGCUCGCUCUCCAAUCAGGGGACAUCAUCCCAAGCGUUAAGCAGGAUAGAGAAGAUGAGGGCCUGCAAGCGACUACUUUCAUCCGUCUCGCCCGCCAUCGUCACUACCAUCUCGUCGUCCGGUUCGAGCGAGCAGACGUAUUCCUCUUUGUGCAACCCUUGUAAUUUGGUGCUUGUAGUUGCACUUCUGGUACCGGAUUCCAUUCGUCCAUCCAAUAUUGGUCAGCUGAAGAGUCUACUUAACUUCGAAGGCAGCGAUGACGCAUCCCGGAGAAUCAUGCUAGAGUCGAUCUUUUACCUUGGCACAGCAUGGCAGCGACAGGAUAAACACAGCGCCAUCGCUGGGAACGGCGGACGAUCGCCGAAGAAAAUUUUGGAUUACUAUUUUGAACGACUGGAGUUCUUAUGCCAGGCGUUUGAGGAAGAUUUAGCAGUGACUGAUGCAGGCACCAGCUAUGUGUCUCGUAGCAAACGCCGGGCCCCAGUGGCUGCUCUUAUUGAAACUGCACUCAGCUAUGUCGGUCGCUUAUUGAGCAACGAACAGGACCUUGAUAUUGGAGGGUCUCCAUACCCGCCUCUCGCAUAUCUCGAUCAGAGACUCUCUCGUUUCUUUCAUCCCGAUAAGGCAUACCCUCCGGAACUGAGACUGCAGGCACUUGGUAUUGUCGAGAGUUUUUUGGCACUCAGAGGGUCUCAUAUUGUGCACCUCCAGCAUGUGAUGACCAAGGCGGCAAAGAGCAAGGUACAGGAGGUUGUGGCUGCAGAAGGCAUGAACACCAGCCAGAACUACACCAAUACUUCAAUGGACGAUGAGUUUUCUUCGCUGGAAUUCGAUCAGUUUGUCUUUGACGACAUGGAUCUCUUGGAUCCCUCGCCACCAUCGGAUGUAAAGGCCCCGGAGCCGGGCAAGCCAACCAUCGUGCCUGCAACUGCCACAUCUAUACCGCCCAGGGAUAUACCAGUGGUCCUUCCUCAGGAUGAAGAUCUAGCGAAGACGAUACUGUCGUGGAUUUAUCCAAGUCUAGAGAAGCUGAUCAAGGCACGGCAGCAAGCUCUUCAUGAUAAGCAACAACAACAGACACGGUCUACGAUACCAGGAAACUUGGCUCAGCAGCAGAUUGGGCCCACAGGCUAUCUUGCUACUAUGCAAAUCGCAGGACGACGAAACACUGCCUCCUCCGGCGACCCAACCGCAGUGGUAGUUUCGAAUCUGGCAUCGAUGUCUCUACAGGGUGCGGAGCGAAUCCUUUCGAUUUACGCCGACUGUAGCGUCAUCCUGCUUGAUCAUCGUCGUAUAAAGAUGGGCGACAUAACGAGCCCGUUCAAGCGCGAAGCAUGGCUCGGUCCUUGGAUACAGCACUGGAGACUGCAGGAUGAGUUGGUCUGGGCGAUGCGGGUGACAGAAACUAGCCCGGGCAUUGUAUUGGCGUACGAGGACAUGUUCCUCGGCGUUUGGUUCAGUACUGUCAGCAUUCCUGUCCACGAGCUGACUGUACAGCAUCGCUUUUUGAAAGCCAUACUGAGUAUUGUGGAUUCUGCUGCAGUGGAUGCUGUCAGUGCUCAAGGACCGGUGCUUUGUCGUAACCUUUUCAAAGAUCUGCCGAUCGCCCACUUGGACUACAACUGUACUGGGGUCAAGGAUGUUCUCAGUCGGUCAGGUGAAUUAAAUGUGGACCGCAGCCUUGUGGAUACAAACCAGAAUGCGAAACUGUUUCAGGAGUUCAAAGAAUCGAGGCUGCAACUACUGGCCAAAGUCCUAAGCAACAUUGGAGAGCACUACAUGGCAGUUCGGCCGACCCCCGGUUCUGCGGAUCCAAAAGCAUAUUAUCAAGCGCAUUCUGUCAAGUCUCGCUACCAAACAUAUCUGGGUUUGCUACUCAACCAAAUCAAGAGGGACUACGAGAGACUAGAGUUGAGGCGGAUGGUGCGGGAAAACAUCACACAUGUGGACUUGGCCCACCAUGUUGUAGGCCAUGUCAUCCAGCAUUGUGGGUUGGUUAUGCAAAGCUCUCAGCUCGCUGGUCCACAAGACUCUAUUCUGAACUUCCUGACCUCGUCUCGCCACUUUCCACAGCCCCGAAUGGAUGGCGUCUAUAUCCACCAAAAGAUCCGAGGAUACGCCUAUCUGUAUCAAGCAGGAGAGAAGCAGUUCUUCCAGGAUUUGCUGCAGAUGAUCAUCAAUCUUUUGAGGAUCAUUCCCGGCAAAACUAGUUUACGGUUUGAUUGGCUCUCUCAGAACCGUGUUCAUGCACGUCCCGCUGUGCCUGGCGCUGGAUUACGCGCCCUCUCUAAGGAUGGCGAGGAGUCGAGCGCGUACUUUGGAUUGAGGGUCAUGGAUGCCGGAUCAAUUAUCUAUGAGUACUUUGACCAGGACAAAGAAGCGCCCACCACUACGCUAACCAAACAACUGGCCUUGGAAGUCGCAAAUGAGCGAUUUUUGCCAGCUUCUAGAUCGCCAACUGCAACCAUACCUCAACUCUUCAGCAUUCAGCCAGGGAGUAACGGCAGCACUACAAAAGGCCAGAGCACCGACAGCAUUUCCACCACGGCGCGGGUACCACCCUCUACUCUGACAACACCUCCUUCAAGGUCCUCUGUUCAAACACUCUUUGGGAAUCAGCUCGACAAGCAGAAAGACACCUUCGAUCAUUGUAAGGAGGCAUUGCGAACAUUAACCAGCUCCCUAAGGAACGUCGCUUUGGAGGCAGAAGAUAGGAAGCAGUGGAACACUGUUAUGGGUUCAUUCAGGACAAUGGUCUUUAUUUCGAUAUUCCGACCUCUUUUGACCGCAUUUCUGGGGCCAGACAGCCAGCAGGGCUAUUGCUCAACGCUGGUGCCGACCGAUGCUGGAGCGGAACAUGGUCACACGAUGGCACGGGCACGCCCGCAACGGCCCAGCCUGAUGGUCAUAUCAGUGCCCGUCAUUCAAUGGUUGGUGUCUCUGAUUGCAGCUCUUUCCAGCGAUAUUAGCUCCCUGAGCGCAGGCGCCCCGACAUGGACUCCUUCGGUGGCUAGUAUCCCCGCAGGAUCCUUUGAAGAUAAUUCCAUGACACAGGCGCUUGAAGGUUUUCAAAAGGAAACGUCUAUGCUGUUCUCAUCCCUGUUGCAAUCUUUGGCAGGCAGUUUCGAUCUAGUCAAUGAUCUGUGGAUGGAGCGCACUCGAAGGCGUCUCGGCGAUCUCAAUGCUCAAGGCGAUGAUAUGGACUACGCCCAGGACGACAGCAGAGACUCUGUGAGAGCACUGUAUCUAUUUGGCCAUGUACUGCAGGCCAUUGAAGCGAUUGUCAAAGUGGCGCGGAAGAUCCAGAGGGAGCAUGUCGCCUUUUAUGAACGAAAUAUGUCAUGGCGAGAAGCGCUGCUGGAGUUGGUUCAGUUUGCUUUUGACUACGGCUACUGCUUGAUGAUGAGCAUUGGUGGACCUCUUGAAAAGGACUACGAUAUUGAGGAGAACGCUGUUGAAUUCGCAGAAAGUUUUCCGGAUCACAAUCGCGUAAGAACCAUGGCUGAACUGAUAAAGAGCUCCUUAUCGACCACAGAUCGGAUUCCUGGAGCACAGGAUGCUGUGUCAAUGGAGGCAUCUUUUCAGGAGUUUCUCUCAGGCCACACGCAGUUUUCAUCGUUUGAAGGGCUGGUACGCCGUGAGCUCCAAAAUCUUUCGUCCUUGGAGAACUGGUCCGGGGAUGUUUUAUCUCCAAGCGCCAAUCCGACAAGGACUAGCAACGAUACAACCUCAGCUAAUCCACUGCAGCGUGACCAGGCAAGAUUGGGUCAACAGCUGGAAAGACACCACUGGGCACUAUGGAAUUUCCAGAGCACAUUUUUGGACUUUGGCCAAUCCAUUUCUACGCUGGACGGGAGACUCCACCGUCAAGUCCAACGGGCGCUAGGAACACUGCUGAAACCGCCUGCGAUAUCUUCUUAUUCUAAUGGUUUUGUGCCAUUUAAGCAGAACGAUACAGAUGAUUCUGUCUGGUAUCAUAUUUUGCACCAUGCAACCGACCCGUCUCAACUUCAACCUCCGAAGUCCUUGGCUAUUCUCCGAUGGUGCCUAAGUCGUGAGUGGCAAUUGUUUCUCGCUAAGUGGGGUGAUACCGGAGCAGCGUGGCAUGACAGCGACUCGAUACGAGCAGAGGUACCAGUGAGCACAGCAGGCCAAGAUCAGGAACAAUAUCGAAGUGGGCCAUCAUUCAUGCGGGGUCUCGAUGAUCUUUUUGUAUAG